UCUUGUUUGUUUGUUUGUUUUAACUUUGGUUUGAGGGAAUUCGGGAACUUAGGGGCAGCGAUAGUUAUUAGACUCCUGGCGGCCAGAUUGGUACAUGACAGAAGUGUUCCUUCCACAGCCUCGAAGAGGGGGUGUCUGGCUGUUUGCCUGCUUCCGUGAUUCCUUGCUUAAGUGUACUUCAGAUAACACCAGAUAAUCAACCAUCAGGAUGGGAGUGAAUGACCUGUGGCAAAUUUUGGAGCCUGUAAAGCAACAUAUCCACUUGCAGGAUCUUUGUGGGAAGACCAUUGCCGUUGAUUUGAGUCUCUGGGUAUGCGAGGCACAGACAGUGAAGAAAAUGAUUGGAACUGUCAUGAAGCCCCACCUCAGGAACCUAUUUUUUCGUAUUUCAUAUUUAACUCAAAUGAAUGUAAAACUGGUGUUUGUGAUGGAAGGGGAGCCACCAAAGCUGAAAGCUGAUGUCAUGAACAAGAGGACUCAGACUCGAUACGGGCCUUCUGGAAAAUCGAGGUCUCAGAAAACAGGGAGAUCGCAUUUUAAGUCAGUCUUACGAGAGUGCCUUGAAAUGCUAGAGUGCCUAGGAAUGCCCUGGGUCCAGGCUGCGGGGGAAGCUGAGGCCAUGUGUGCUUACCUUAAUGCCAGCGGCCAUGUGGACGGCUGCCUCACCAACGACGGCGAUGCUUUCCUUUAUGGAGCCCAGACUGUGUACAGGAAUUUCACCAUGAACACAAAGGAUCCACAUGUUGACUGUUACACGGUAUCAUCUAUCAAGAGUAAGCUAGGCUUGGAUCGAGAUGCUCUGGUGGGACUGGCGGUACUUCUUGGUUGUGAUUACCUUCCGAAGGGAGUGCCUGGAGUUGGAAAAGAACAAGCGUUAAAACUUUUGCAGAUUUUGAAAGGUCAAAGUUUGCUUCAGAGGUUUAACCAGUGGACUGAAGAACCUGGCUACUCUGUUCCACAAUCAGCAGCAAAAAAAGUGGUUCACUGCUCGGUGUGUUCCCAUCCAGGUUCUCCUAAGGAUCAUGAACGCAAUGGGUGCACACUAUGUAAAAGUGAUAGAUACUGUGAACCACAUGAUUAUGAAUACCUCUGUCCUUGUGAAUGGCACCAGACAGACCAUAAUAGGCAACUAAAUGAAAUAGAAAACAAUAUUAAAAAGAAAGCUUGCAGUUGCGAAGGAUUUCCAUUCCAUGAGGUCAUCCAAGAAUUCCUUUCGAAUAAGAAUAAACUGUUAAAACCGAUCAGGUACCAAAGACCUGAUUUAUUAUUGUUUCAGAGAUUUACUGUUCAAAAAAUGGAGUGGCCCAGUCACUAUGCGUGUGAAAAAUUGUUGGUGCUUUUGACCCGCUAUGACAUGAUAGAAAGAAAACUUGGUAGAAAGACUUCCAAUCAACUACAGCCAAUUAGAAUUGUUAAACCUCGAAUCAGAAAUGGAGUCUGUUGUCUUGAAAUAGAAUGGGAAAAGCCUGAACAUUAUUCGGUAGAAGAUACACAACCUGGAGGACUGGAUCUCCUUACAAUCGAAGAAGCAUCACUGUUUGAAGCAGCCUAUCCUGAAGUUGUAGCUAUCUACCAGAAACAACAGUCAGAAACUAAAGGGAAGAAACAGAAAAGUAAGGAUAUAAAAAUUAAGCCCAAAGGAAGCCAUCUACCAGAAUCAGAUGAUGUGAUCAGUUCCCAGUCACUUAUUACUUUAGAACCUAUAUCAAAAGCCUUCCCCAAGCAGAAUCCCAAAUUUGAUUUGGAAAUUUCUCCAGAUCCUAUUUUAGCACAGGAGUCUACUUCUCCCUCAUUGAGUAGUUUUGUUUCCCCUGAAAAUGCUCUUGGUUUGAAUUUGCAAGAACAGUUAAUGCCUUCUCCAAGAACUUUGGCUGUAAAGCAAACUAAAGAUGUCAGUAAUUUUCUAGUUUCAGAGUGUAGUCAGCCCAGUUCUUCAUCCCAUAAUAUUUCUGUGAUUACUGAUCUACACUUGAGUACCAUUGACUGGGCAGGUACUUCUUUUAGUAAUUCUCCAGCAGUUCAAAGAAACACUUUCUCUCAAGAUUUACAAUCAGAACCUGAAUCAUCAGCCAUCCUUCCUGCCUUUGAACAGUUGUCAUAUGAAUCAGAACAAUGUACCUUAAGCAACAAAGUGUCCAAUAGAGGUCUUCAGAAGAGUGGUCCUGAAGAGCAUCUCCUUUCCAGCAUCACUGGUUUACAUCUUCACGAUUUGCCUCUAAAGGAAAGAAUACAUAUAAAAUCUUCAUGCCCUCAGUAUAAUGUAGGAGCAGAUGCUGACCUGGAAAGUUUACCCCUAACAAUGAAUCACUCUUGCAUUGCUUACAGUAGCUCUGGUGGUUCAUCCCAUUUUUCGAAGGAUCUUACAGGGGUAUAUCUUCAGAAAGAGCUCAGAAACUCUAAAGUUCUAGACAGCCACUUCCUUCAAGAAAACUUCAGGGUGAAUACUUCCUUACCUUAUUCUUUCAAUGACGAAGCAGUAAAGACUUCCAGUCUUCAAGUUGGGCUGCCAACUGCUGCUGUACCUCAUAAUCCAAAAGUUGAUGUGAAAACUAAGAACCUUGUCAAGAAGAGUAGUGUUUGCCUCAAGAGAGAUUCCUCAGAUGAAGAGAAUGCUGCAGUGUCCUGGAAAGCUAAGUAUACUGCUCCUAAAUUGAAACACAGCUCUCAUAAUCAUAGCCUAGUCCAUGACAGAGACAGUACUCACAACAAACACAGAAAUCCGAAAGAUGAAUCUAACGAAACCAAACUGUGUACUGAGUCUUUUAAAAUAGCUGAAGAUGAAGAAAACAAGUUCUCAGAUCCAGCAAGAAAUCCCCAGAGUUUUCUACAAUGUCAUAACAAGGAUGAGGACUCUGCUGACUGCUGGGAAAGUCCUCUCCCUUUACGCCAGAGGUUAAAGCUCAGGUUCCAGAACACUCAAAGUAGACUUUAUAAUACUUAAAUUUAAUGUGUGUAAAUGCUGGUAACAUGAGCAGAAGCCAAGCAAACUUGGGUUUGGUAGAAAAUGUACAUGACUAUGUGCCAUUUAAAUCAAAAUUGUAAUUUUAAAAUGUUAACAGCUAGGUGUGGCUCAUGCCUAUAAUCACAGCAUGUCUGAGGUUAAAAGAGUCCAGAGGAUCAUGCACCAGGAGUUCAAAGUCAUCUUCUGGUAUAUGGAGAUUGUCAGACCAAUCUCAGUUAUCUAAGAAAGGAAAAAAAUUAAAAUUUUGACUAUAAAAGAUGAGCCUCUGGUGACAACUUGAAAUGGUUUUUUUUUUUAGAACAUUUGAAUGUCUUCUUGAGGUAUCUUUAUAUUAUCUAGCUUUAACAUAUUAUUUCUUGACAAAGUAAAUGCUUUAUCAUUUUUUGUUCAUCUUAUGUUAGGGUCUAAAGCAACUGUUUACUGUCUAGCCAUCCUCAAGAUGGUAACACUUUAUAAUGGUGUUGCAGUAUCUUUUAUGACCCUUCCUAAUGGCUGUAUUUCCCCUUCAUGUUAAAGAACCAUUAGCAUGCUCUUCCACUUUUAGUAAUGUCAUGUUUGAGGAGUGAAAAUGGAAGAGGAUGUGUAGUGAAGUGUGAUUGUGAAGUCUUGGUAAGGAAAGUUACCUUAUAUACAUUCAGAAGUUCACAGGCACUGUAAGCAGGAAAUAUUUUAAAUCAGAUGUAAACCAAAAGAGAAUUGGAAGCUUCCUCAGGAUCACACAGUAAUAAUAGUAAUGGUGUGGAUCCCAUCUUUCCAGUUUGGUUCUUGUGAUUUUAUUUUUCUGUUUUGUUUGUAAUCUAUAGAACUGUUCCCUUUUGUCUUAAAUUUUAGUUUGCAUGUAAUGUUGACUUUAAUUCCUAUAAGUCUUAAAUCUUACAUAAAUUGUAAAAAUCCUAAAGGCAUGUAGAGUUACAGCUGUUUGUAUGUGACUGGAGCCUGAAAGUAGAGGAUCCUAAGGAAUCCAUCAAAAACGUAUUAAAAGCAAGCCAGGCUUGGUGACACACUUCUUUAAUGCCAGCAUUUGGAAGGCAGAGGUAAGUGGAUCUCUAAAUUCAAGACUAGCCUGGUAGGCAGAGUUAGUUCCAGGACAGCCAGGGCUACACAGAAUUCCUGUUUUGAAAAAACAAAAAAAAAAUUUUUUAAACCAAAAUAAAAACUAUUAAAAGUGAAGAGUAAGUUUGCAAGGUUGCAAAAUUCAAAAAAUAGUUUACUAACUACAUAGUUGUAGUUCUGUAUAUUCAGUGUAUGACUGAAAUUUAACCAAGAAGAUUAAAGUUACUCUGUUUACAACAUGAAGAAAAUGAACACAUUGAACAUGACAAAAUUAGUGACCAUUGAAAAACAAUGGACAAAAUGAAAGUGUAAAUAAAAAGAGACAUUGCAGAUCGUGGCUCAGAAGACUUACCUUGGUGGUACUGUUAGACUGUUGCAUUUACUUGCCAGCACUUGGGAGGAAGAGUUGGAUACCAGCCUGCUCUACAGAGCAAGUUCCAGGACAGCCAAGGCUACACAGAAAAACCCUGUCUGGAAAAACUAACCAAUGAAGAGGAAGAUAAACAACUGUUUGGUUUCAAUCCAAUCCCAUCGAUCUCAUGUCUGUUUGCUCCUCUCCCCACCCCCAGAACAUGGCAAGCUGAUUUCAUUAUUCAGAUAGAAAUUUAACAAAAUAGCACUUCUUGGGACAAUUGGAGAAUUCACCCUUCCUGAUUCCUGAUUACUACAAAGCUGUUUAACUUAAAUAUUUUAUACUGAUAUAAGGGUAGGUGUGUAGAUAAAUGCUAAAUCAGUUGGACAGAAUUGAGUCUAGAAAUAUGCCCUCACAUUAUGGUCAGUUGAAUUUUUAGCCAGUAUGAAGACAAUUCAGUGGGGAAACAAGUCUCAAUAAAUGCUUCUGGAAUUUUUGGC
Rattus norvegicus (Norway rat) is the source of this 4867-nucleotide messenger RNA. NCBI's taxonomy places the organism in Eukaryota, Metazoa, Chordata, Mammalia, Rodentia, Muridae. The record is from RefSeq and is a predicted model, not a curated record.